Messenger RNA from Pipistrellus nathusii (Nathusius's pipistrelle), 357 nucleotides. NCBI's taxonomy places the organism in Eukaryota, Metazoa, Chordata, Mammalia, Chiroptera, Vespertilionidae. The record is from the annotation of a GenBank genome assembly.
AUGGUGUCCCCAGUGUGGUCGAUGAUGAGGUUUCUCAUCAAGGGGAGUGUGGCUGGGGGAGUGGUCUACCUGGUGUACGACCAGGAGCUGCUGGGGCCCAGCAACAGGAGCCAGGAAGCCCUUCAGAGGGCGGAGGAGGUUGUCCCCCCUGCCAUGUACCAGUUCAGCCAGUACGUGUGUGAGCAGACGGGCCUGAAGAUACCCCAGCUCCCAGCCCCUCCAAAGUUUAACUUUCACAUCCGUGAGUCCUGGAAUUCAGGCAUCAUGACAGUGAUGUCGGCCCUGUCGGUGGCCCCUUCCAAGGCCUGUGAAUACACCAAGGAGGGCUGGGAAUACCUGAAGGAACGAAUCAAGUAG